AUGGCAGCCAUUCAACUCGAUGAUCGUGAUCGGACUAUCGCCAUGGGACGAGGUCUAUAUAGAUCUUCAUCUCCUGGAACAAUAAGACUAGAGACAAGAGUGAAAGAUCUUGAAGAUCAAUUGGAUGAAGAACGUUCUCUACGAAUAAAGACGGAAAGGGAGCUUGCUGAAAUUAAUGCUGAGUUCGAUAUAUUAAAUGCAGAUUUUCAAAAUGCUAGAGAACAAAUAAGUCAACAAGAGGAAACUAUCAAAAGACGGGAACAAGAGUUUGCUCGUGUUCAUAGAGAGCUGGGUACAAUUCGUGAUGCAAAUGAAGAAAGUUUGGAAAAUUUAAGACGUCGUCAUCAAACCACAGUCAAUGAUCUUAAUCUUGAAAUAAAUGUUCUUCAAAAAGCGAAAUCCAAAGCUGAAAAAGAAAGAUCUGAAAUGGCUAGACAAUUGGAAAAUGCUUUUAUUGAAGUUGAAGAUGCUAAUAAGGCGAAAACUGUUGCUCAAUCAAAACAAGAAACACUUGAAUCUCAAACUAUAAGAUUGAGAGCGAACUAUGAAGAGAGUCAAAAACGUAUUACAGAACUUAAUUCACAAAAUGCUCAACUCAUUGCUGAAGCAACUGAACAGGCUAGAACUAUAGAAAAGUUAAAUACGUCUUUGGCAAGUUGUCAGAGAGCACAAUCGAUUGCUGAAUCAGUAGGAGAAGACCAUAAGAGAGCUUUAGAAGAAGAAAUAAAGACUAGAACCUUAGUACAAAAUAAAUUAAAUACAGUACAACAAGAAUUAGAUACAUUAAUUCAUAGAGCAGAUGAUGAAGCUGAAAGUGUAGUGAAACUUCAAACUCAAGUUACUAGACUUACAAGUGAAUUAACACAAACUAAAACAAAAUAUGAAAAAGAAUUCAAUGAGAAAACUGAAGAAUUUGAUGAACUCAAACGUCGUUUGAACAAUCGUAUCAAUGAAUUAACAGAAUCCUAUGAACUUGAACGUGGUCGAGUUAUUAGUCUUGAACGUACCAAGAAUCAAUUAGCUAAUCAAUGUCAAGAAAUACAAUCUCAAUUAGAUAACUUAUUUGCUAAAUGCACUGAACAUGUUCAAACUAUCAAAAGCCUGGAAAGUCAAAAGACAGAAGUGGAAUCGGUUUUAGAAGAAACUCAAACUGAAGAAAGUAAUUUACGAACAAAAUGCGGUUUAUUACAAAGGGAUCUUAUUCAAAUCAGAGCUGUUAAGUCUGAACUAGAGGAACGUUUGACGGUGUUGGAGAAAGAGAACAAACAAAAUACUGAAAAACUAAAAGAAACUAAAGAACGUUUGUCAGUUGUUAAUCGACAAGUUACGGAUUUGGAGAGUUCUCGAGCAAGACUAGAAACGGAAAGAGAUAAUCUAGACUCUACAUUAAAAGAUACAGAAGAUGCUUUACAUGAAUGUGAAACUCGUUACCAAACAACAUAUUCAGCUUUAAGUACAUUAAGAAAUGAAUUUGAACGUCAAUCAAGAGAUAAAGAAGAAGAAAUGGAAAGUUUAAGACGUUCAAGUCAACGUAAUGUGGAAAAUCUUAAAGCAACUGUAGCAGAUAUGGAAAUGAAAAAUCAAAAUGAAUUAGACCGACUUAAAAAGAAACUAGAAGGAAAUAUAAAUAAUUUACAAGUUCAAUUAGAAGAUGAAAAAGCUGCUCAUUCAGAAACUAUUAAAUUACAUCAAGAAGCAGAAGCACAUAUUUGUCAAUUAGAAAUAGAUAUAACAGAACUAAAUAAUUUGGUUUCUGAAACUGCAACCACUUUACAGAUAUGCGAAAGUCGUCGAUCUGCUUUAUCAAAUGAAGUAGAAAGCUUAAGGAGUCAAUUAGAAAUCACAGAAAGAUUAAAACGAAAACUGGAAGAAGAGUCAUCGGAAAAUAUGUCAAAAUUUGGUGGUUUGACAAUACAAAUAAAUAAUUUGACAGCAGAAAAACGAAAACUUGAGGGUCAGAUAGCUGUGCUUGAAGGUGAUUUGGACGACGCUACAGGUGCAAAAGAUGUUGCUACAGAGAGGGCAGACAGACUUCAAAAUGAAGUUAACCGUCUGGCUCAAGAACUUCAAACUGAGCAGGAGUCGUCACGUCGAGCAGAUACUGCAAGAAGACAAUUGGAAGCUGAACUAAAAGACUGCAAUGCUAAGAUUUUAGAAAGCCGAAGAGCAGCUGAUGCAGCAGAACGUGAAGCUGAUGAUGCCAAAAGUCAAGCCGAGAUUAAAAUACGAGAGUUGCAGCUAGCUUUAGAAGAGGAAUCUAGAAAGUCAAGAGAGGCCCAAACUCAACUAAGAAAAUGUGAGAGAGCACUCAAAGAAUCAGUACAAGCUGAACAAGAUGCUGGGCAUAUGGUAAACGAACUACGUGAGAUGGUUGAACGAGCUCAAACAAAACUGAAACAAACCAGGAAACAGUUAGAAGAAGCAGAAAAUGCUGCUCAAACUGCUUCAAUGAAAUAUCGUAAAGCUCAACAACAAGUGGAUGAUGCAGAUUUACGUGCUCAAAUGGCUGAAAGGCGUAUAGGUUUAACUGCUCAAGAAGAUAAUGUAACAACUUAUGGAAAUUACAAUAGACAACGAUCUGGUAGUCUUUAUCCAACUAGAACAAGAAAUUAUUCAGUAACACGUGAAGGAUCCGUAUUUAGUGUUAUGAGUGAAUUACCAGCCUCUCCACAUAAAACUCGUUUUCAAACAGCUAUUCCAAAAUGGAGUAAUCGACAUGAAUUAGGAAAUUAUCAAAAAGAAAAUGGUAGUUCAUUAAGUCUUCUUGAUCUACCACCGGCUGAUACAAGUUGUAGUUGA
Schistosoma guineensis is the source of this 2799-nucleotide messenger RNA. Lineage: Eukaryota; Metazoa; Platyhelminthes; Trematoda; Strigeidida; Schistosomatidae. The record is from the annotation of a GenBank genome assembly.